Molecule: messenger RNA, 1083 nt
Organism: Exserohilum turcica Et28A
Lineage: Eukaryota; Fungi; Ascomycota; Dothideomycetes; Pleosporales; Pleosporaceae
Exons: 1
Coding region: 1-1083 (360 amino acids)
Source: RefSeq, a predicted model, not a curated record
AUGCACUACCACUACUCGACUUGGAUACGCGCUGCACGGCUCAAUGUAGGUGUAGCCUGUCUCGUCAAGCCUCUGCAUGCACCUGUCCAUGUCGUGGGCGGUGGCUUCGGCUACCCCACCAAGGAAACAGGCUCAUCAGUCGUGCCCUCCGAGGACUACUCGUCUUGGGGCUUGUCCUCGCAUACCUGUCCGGGCUGGACGAGGAGUAUCGGUGGCUGUGGCUGCACGACGGGACCCUGGACCUGUUCCCCCCCUCCCCCUCUGCGCCCCCGUGGUAUCUUGGACCGACCCUCUGGCAACUCGCAUCUCGUGUGGAUUCAUUUCCACCCACAUGUGCCAUGUCGCAUUCUCAUCUCGAUUAGCGACAUGCGACAGUGGUCGGGCAUGUGCGUGUGCACGCGAUUGGCCCGGGUGCAGAUGCUCUACACUGCCCCUACCGCGUUGGCACUACGGCAGUUGUGCAAAGAAAAACCUUAUUCCCACACUGACACUUGGAUGGCCGCUAUCGCCAUGGCGGCCUGGGAGCUGUGUCGCAUGUCUUCCAAGAUUGAGAUUGCAGCCAAAGCCAGCGGAAACCAAUUGGCGUGGGCCGUGGUGCUGCAAGGCUGCUGGGCCAUGCCACCUGCGCCUUGUCCUAGCCCAAGGCUUGAGGGUCUCGCGCCCGGGCCCCCUGCCGCCCCCUGCCCCAUUGGCCAGCACCCCGCGGAACACGUUCCCAGCGGACAUUUCCAACCGUUGGCCAAGUUGGCUGUGUCAUCUCCCAGAAUACACUUGUGGCCCGCAUCCCCGCUCGCGCUACCGCAGAGUCGAUCCACGUGGGAAACUGAUGCUGCAUGCCGCCCUGUCGUCUCUCGCCUGUCCGUCUUUGUCUCACUCUCUCUCUCUCUCUUCUGCGGCACGGUUUGGACGGCCUGCGGAAACCCCCUCCCCUCUAAUCACGACAAAAGACGUCGUCUUUACACAUCUCUUACACCUAUCAGCUUACACGCCAUGCAUUUGCCCGGAGCCCCUCUCCGCACCUCGCUUGCAACCCUCACACUCGGAUUCCUCGCCCAACAAGACAAGACGGCAUUUGCACCAUGA